UCAAAAAAGAAAAACUCUUCUCUUGCCGCAAUGGCACUGCCACUCUAUGAUCUGAACUCACCACCCUCCCCCUUUCCCCUUGUGGAUCAAAAUGAACAACAACAUCUUCAGCUUUUUCUUUCACUGCCCCUGCCCCAACAUACUGCUUCUCCUUCAUCUGCUGAUCUCAAGGCAAGAACAUGCUGCUCAUCGUCUUCACUUCAAUCAGCUGCGGUGGAUGGAGACUAUGGAAGUACAACUGAUAAUAAUGGAUCAUCACUGAAAUGGACGUCUUCCAAGAUGAUGAAACCAAUUGUUUCAGUAACACUAAUAACGCCAUUAGAGUCUGCUCCGACUGCAACACAACCACGACACCUCUUUGGAGAAGUGGCCCUCGAGGUCCCAAGUCGCUUUGCAAUGCUUGUGGGAUUCGGCAAAGGAAGGCGAGACGAGCCCUGGAAGCAGCGGCAAAUGGAGCGGCUGUGGUGACAGAUGCAGCAUCUUUGAAGAUUAAGGUACACAGCAAUAAGGAAAUGAAGAAACAACGUACGGUAUACAAGAAGCAGUUGAAGAAUAAAUCUGGGAAGAGGCAAAAGAAGCUUUGCGUGAAGGAAUUUGGUUUAAGUUUGAACAACAACUCAGGUUUGCGGCGUGUGUUUCCUCAGGAUGUGGAAGAUGCUGCAAUCCUCCUAAUGGAACUGUCGUGUGGCCUUUCUCACAGUUGACUUUUAUUUUACUACCCAAUAAAUUUUGUAGCUUGUAUCACAG
Molecule: messenger RNA, 747 nt
Organism: Hibiscus syriacus
Lineage: Eukaryota; Viridiplantae; Streptophyta; Magnoliopsida; Malvales; Malvaceae
Product: GATA transcription factor 21-like
Exons: 4
Coding region: 264-704 (146 amino acids)
Biological process (GO): regulation of DNA-templated transcription
Molecular function (GO): sequence-specific DNA binding; zinc ion binding
Source: RefSeq, a predicted model, not a curated record